AUGUCAGAAAUGAUCAAACGAUUGGAAGAAAAGGCAGUAUUUGUGCGACAGUUAGAGAGCAGUGAAAUCCCAUAUCAUUCACAAUAUCUGAUCACAUCUGCAAAGCCUAUGACUGAAGCCAUUAAGAAAUAUAUACCAAACCCGAGACUCCGGUCCCGGAAAUGGGUGUCCACUUCACUCAUGUCUACCGAUCCCAGCGAUGAGGCCUUGAAAUACGCUUCGGCCGAGUAUUUCGUAUACAAUCUCAUGAAUCCCGUGCUCUUCAUAGACAAACUCAAAGACCUGCCGACAGAUGCUAUUAUACUAGAGUUGAGUCCGCACUCUAUAUUCCCUAAAGUAGUGUCCGAAACGCUGGACAACUCAACGUACGUAUCAUUAAUCAAGAAAAACGCAAACGACACUAAUUUGGACACAUUUAUGGCUGGAUUGGCCACUCUAUACGAGUCGGGCGUCAAUCUGUCCAUUGAAAAGCUAUACCCAUUGGUUGAGUGGCCGGUCGCCCGAAACACACAGUCCAUCAGUUCGCUCAUGCGUUGGGAUCACAGCCGCAAGUUUGAGAUUAAACUCUAUCCGCAAAAAUACUGUCGACUCACAGCCGGUGACUAUAAUUUCCCGGUCGACCCGUCAAUACAUCAAGACAAACUCAAAGACCUGCCCACAGAUGCUAUUAUACUAGAGUUGAGUCCGCACUCUAUAUUCCCUAAAGUGGUGUCCGAAACGCUGGACAAAUCAACGUACGUAUCAUUAAUCAAGAAAAACGCAAACGACACUAAUUUGGACACAUUCAUGGCUGGAUUGGCCACUCUAUACGAGUCGGGCGUCAAUCUGUCCAUUGAAAAGCUAUACCCAGUGGUUGAGUGGCCGGUCGCCCGAAACACACAGUCCAUCACUGAGUGUCGGCCACUGAUAUUAAAGGGCCAGCUGGGCAGUUAUGUAGUUCCAGUGCAUAAGAUGGUUGAUCACGUCAUUGAUGGCAACGCCCUCUUCCCGGCCACCGGCUAUUUAAUGCUCGCGUGGCGUAAACUGGCCACCAGUCGGGGUAAGCCGUGGUAUCAGUUGCCCGUUAUUUUUGAGAACGUUCAGCUCAAACGCGCCGUAUUCUUGAAUGAUGUCAACAAAACUAACCUCAGAGUCAAAUAUUUUCCCAACACUGACGAGUUCUUUGUGUUAGAGAACGAUAACGUGUGUGUUGUGGGCAAAGUGCGCACUCCGGACGACGAGGUCUUACUCACGCCUAACGCUAUAUUUGAGAGACAGAAACUGAUGGCCAUGCGCACUCCGGACGACGAGGUCUUACUCACGCCUAACGCUAUAUUUGAGAGACAGAAACUGAUGGCCAGUACUCAGUACUCACUCGACAGGAAAGAUAUCUAUAAGGAUUUGGGAGUUCUGGGCCUCGACUACGGACCACACUUUCAGCGCCUCCGACGCAUUCAGACCAACGAUUUCCGCAAUAUUUAUGGCAUCAAUGAAUGGGACGGAAAUUUUGUCACUUAUUUGGACGCAAUGUUGCAGUCGAUCGCAUUCACCAUUCCGUUCCGUAAAAUAAUGAUUCCAAUGAUGAUUCGGGCCAUACGUGUAGACCCGCGUGUGUUCUUCGAGAACGUCCAUCGAAACCGAAAUGUAGAGCAAAAACAUAUAGAGGAUAUGGAUGUCGAGCAGUCGUUUGCGGCGAACGUCGCGCCGGUGAUCGGAGGUGAAGCGGUUGAUGCCGCUCUGGUCAUGAAGAUGGACGCGAAGACACUCAACGACGUCAAACAGAUAUACGGGGAAGAGAUGACCAAAAAGAGAGAGCGCUUCUCAGUCUUCUCGGCUGAUAUGCCGUUUCAUUUCAACGCAAAGUCCAAACGACUGGUCGCUCACGGCUUAGAAAUGGAGGACGUGAUUGGCUUCCCUAUACCCAGACGUACGGACGGCACGGAUCUGGUGUUAGACACGUAUCAGUUUUUUCCCAAUGAAGAUCUCGAAGCCGUUGACCCAAUUGAUAAACGGGUGGCGAAUGAGUACAUUGAGGUGUGUAAAGCAAUGGCCGCUAAGAUUAAACAAAUUGGAUAUAAAGACAUUAAAUGCGAUUUUGAUUACCAAAACAUUAGCGAUGAUGUGAUACAAGAGUAUAGGACAACAAACAACGAAAAUCAUGUAUUGUUUCGUAUAUUUGAUAAAAUACUGACAGAAGUUGUCGACGAAAACAAGGAUUUGAAAAACAGUAAAGAAGUAAUGAAAGUAUUGAAGGAUAUAGAAAGCGGUGCCGAAUAUGAUCUCAAUAAAGAUCUGAUUAAUCAGAUCCAGAAGAAUGAGCACAUGAUUAGAACUAUGGUUGAUAUCGUGUGCGAAAACUUUGUGUCAAUCAAAGAGAUGAAAGUGACAGAAAUUAAUCUCUCGUCCGGUGUUUUGGCCAAAGAAGUGGAUCACAUUAUGUCACUCUUCCGUAUUAUUCCAUACGAUGUCGACUAUAAACUUAAUGGGACCCGAAANGAAAUUAAUCUCUCGUCCGGUGUUUUGGCCAAAGAAGUGGAUCACAUUAUGUCACUCUUCCGUAUUAUUCCAUACGAUGUCGACUAUAAACUUCAAAAGUUGAUUGCCGCAAAAGAGGCGGACAAUCAAACCGAUAACGUAUGGCUUAUAGCCGACGACUUGGGUAUUAAUGGAAUCGUAGGGUUAGUCAAUAGUAUGCGAUUAGAACCGGGCGGAGAAAACUUCAGAUAUAUAUUCAAUAUGGACUCCAAUAGUGAGACAAACAUUGACUUCACUACUAAACCCUAUUCUGAUAUAUUGGCCAAUGAUUUGGUCGCGAAUGUUAUCAAAGGGGGAAAACUUGGAAGUUAUAGACACAUAAAACUACCCAAAGAUAGUGAUAAAGUCGUUUCCAACGAGUAUUAUCUAAAUUUGGGUCAAACCCGAGAUCUCGCAGGUCUUCAAUGGUAUGAUUUGAGAUCUCUUUCACCAAAACGAGAAACAUAUGAUUUCAACGGACAGAAAGUGACCAAAAAUAAAAUAAACAUUUAUAGCACCGGACUGUCGUUCCACGACGUUAUGUUGGCUACAGGUCGUAUCCCAUCGGGUCCUGAGGUUGUAUUCAUGGACUGUACAAUUGGUAAUGAAUUUGCCGGUCGUUUGGCCGAAACGGGUGAAAGGGUUAUGGGUAUGGAAUCGGGCCGUUGUUUCGCAACAUCGAUAUACGCAGCGACUCAUACUUACGCUAAAAUCCCUGACCACUGGUCUAUGAACGAUGCCGUCUCUAUAUUGAGUACUUAUAGUACAGCUUAUUAUGGAUUGAUUAAAGCCGGAAGACUUAGGAAAGGUGAAAGCAUUUUGAUACACUCGGCGGCCGGAGGUGUGGGGCAGUCGGCUAUCAAUAUCUGUAAACACUAUGAAUGCGAUAUAUAUGUGACGGUCGGUAACGACGAGAAGAAACAGUUUUUGAUAAAUGAAUACAAUAUACCGGAGAAUAAGAUAUUCAACUCAAGAGAUAUACUCUUCAAGAAUCAGAUAAUGGAAGCGACGGAAGGAAAGGGAGUCGACGUUGUGUUGAAUUCAUUAACUGGA
Medioppia subpectinata is the source of this 3546-nucleotide messenger RNA. Lineage: Eukaryota; Metazoa; Arthropoda; Arachnida; Sarcoptiformes; Oppiidae. The record is from the annotation of a GenBank genome assembly.